CUAGGGUUCGUGUCCAACGUCGCCGCGGCGGAGAUCCAAUCCAACCCGGUUCGAGUUCAACCUCGCGGAUCUGCGGCGGCGGCGAUGGAGAACCAUGGGCACGUCCUCCGCUCCACCGAGACGGCCAAAGCCGCGAGCCAGAGGCUUGACAAGGUGAUUAUCAGCAUAAUUGGUCUUCUUUUAUUUGGGAAAUUAUUAGAGCCUUUAAGGGGAACAAUGGAGUUAUCAAAGUUCGUUUUUAUUGUCAACUUCUCAACUUCAAUGUGUGUCUUCGUAACUGCUAUUGCUGUGUACUAUGUAACACAACAAGAGAGCUACCUGUACACUCCUCUUUCUGGUUUUUAUGGGGUUCUGUCAGGAUUGCUGGUGGGCAUCAAGCAACUUAUGCCAGAGAUGGAGCUUAAUCUUUUCGUGCUGAAGAUUAAGGGAAAGGGACGAUCUAGAAGAGUACACAGUCGGCUUCGGCAAGUGUACAUCGACAUGCUCAAGGAGCAGCUCCUCGACGUCGAUACAGUCCCGGGCUGCGCCUCAUCUCCAUCACCGGCGAGAGCAGCAUCGGCAAGACCACGCUCGCGCGCAAGGUCUACCAGAGCCCCGAGAUCCGCAACCACUUCGCCAUACUACACCGUAAGAAAUAGAGCUGAAUAUUGCUCAUGUACACUUGGCCAUGGCAUUCAGUUAACUGAAUAUUGCUACUACAGCAGGGCUCAGAAACAAUAGUGUGCCUCACAGCAUUUGGAUUUGAACAUGAAUUUCUUAGAUUGAUUUGCUUUGAUAUGAUAUAAGGAAAUAGUUGUCUGCGCGUAUACUAAGGCCUUUUUUGGUCAAUGAGUUGGACCCACAAUACCUGCUUCAUGAUCACAGCAAAGUAUAUGAGGUUGCCUCACCGUACCGACUGGCCAUGGAAUUCAGUUCAGUUUCAGUCCGAGUUACGGUGGCUGACAGCUUCUUUGCCUUGCUGCCUGCGUUUUCCGCCCGAUGGCGGAUUCACGGUUCGUUCAUUUCGGACUCGAAUUCAGGUUCUUCGUUUCCGAUUCGGUUUCAAUAUAUGCUGACGAGACGAUCCACACGGAAAGCUCGCCCCUUGUCGCGUCCAACCAAGCCGUCGAACGUCGAUCGAGCGCCAUGGCCGUCUGCAACUGCAACUGCAAGAGACCUGCUGCCGUCCUCGACACGACGACACCGGCCACGCGACGACCACCCAAGGACCAGAAACGACCGGCUGCCACAAGAGGAGGCGCAUCCGGAUGGAUCAGCGGCACCGAGGACUACGAGGAGACGCGCGGCAUCGGCAAGGGCGGCUAGCUCCGGCAUCGUCGUCAAGGCACGCCACCGCACCACCGGCAAGACCGUGGCGAUCAAGUUCCUCGGCUGCACAGAGGACCCCGCCGACGGCACUAGGGAGCUCCGGCGCGAGGCCGGCUGACAGGACUAACAAAAUUCUUGAGAACUGUUCAGGUUCAGGUUCAGGUUCACAAAAUGGAUCUCGUGUUUCGCCAGUGUCGGUCGCUAUGAAUUCUUCAGAAAUUUUCAGGUUCAGAUAGUUGAGGUCCUGAUAAUUGCACGUUCCUGAAGACGAUCCUUGCCCACCAGGAUUAUUUUGAGGGAACCAGAAUCGGAUUGUCUUGAUUGAAGAAUUCUGAAAACACUUGUGAACUUGAUGAAGUUGGCAUCUUCUCAUGUUGCUUCUUCUGGUGACAUGUUUAACCAUUGUACCAGCCACUGCGUUACCAGUUACCAGGAGAGGUACUGCUUGAGUUUCAAGUGUCAGGACAGGAGCGACCUUGCUUUGCCAUGAGGAUCCACUAGCGGCAAACCUGGAGCAGGAACAGCUAAUGGGCUCAAGUGCUUCUUGAAUUGAGUGAUGUGAAAAAACGCCAUGUAUUUGUGCCACGUCCAGAAGCUGCAGUUUAUAUGCUCCUGCACCAAUUUUCUUCGGAACUAGAAAUGGUCCAUAGAAUUUAGUAGCCAGUUUGAGUCCUAUACAGAUGUCAAAAGCUGUCAUGGUUGCAAUUUUUAAGUAAAUCAUAUGUCUCACUUCAUAGUUCAUGUCAGGUCUCUUUUUAUCUGCAUACUUUUUCAUUCUGGCUUGAGUUUUUUUUUAA
Triticum dicoccoides is the source of this 2105-nucleotide messenger RNA. RefSeq lists its product as uncharacterized. Gene Ontology annotation, biological process: retrograde vesicle-mediated transport, Golgi to endoplasmic reticulum. The record is from RefSeq and is a predicted model, not a curated record. Gene Ontology annotation, cellular component: Golgi apparatus; membrane. NCBI's taxonomy places the organism in Eukaryota, Viridiplantae, Streptophyta, Magnoliopsida, Poales, Poaceae. Bases 85 to 720 code for a protein of 211 amino acids. The transcript has 8 exons.